CUGGUAUAGCUUAUAAAGAGAGCUUCACCGAAAAAGUACGAUUAUUUAUUGUGGUGUUUUGACAACAAAUCGAAACAAACGAAAUGAAUCAGCCUUGGAUAAAGAGCCGCGAGCAUACAGAAGAAGAAAAGCGCGAGCAAAAAAGAAGGUGGAGGCAAAGACAAAAGGAGAAAAAGAGGGCCAAGAAACAAGCAGAUGAAGUCGUGAAGGAACAACCAUUUGUUGCUGACGAACAAAGUAAAAGCGAAAGAAGAGUAUGCGAACGAGUUUCAAAACCAGUCCAGCCACUCUGCAGAGGCAAACAAAUGGUGGAAAUGGCACUAGCUUGUCCCAUGCAACCGCCCCUAGCUUUACCUAAAGUUGAAACCCAAGCGCAAGCAAAAGUCAAAGUUCUGAAAAAAGAUAGAGCUAGCUCGAAAACUUAUGUACGCACUUUAGUGCCACAAAUCGACCCGGUCUUAAUCACAAAUUCGUCAGCCAAGCCAAUCGGACGUGGAAGUUUCGGAAAGUGCUUUCUAGCCAAGAAUAGAGGGAUAGAUGUUGUUGUUAAAAAGCUGAAAAGAAACGACGAGCGGGCGAGACGAGGCGGAGCACGAAGGAAAGAUCAUAUUUUCUCUCGGGACACGCUUUCGCUUGCCCUUGUGCUUCGGGAUUAUGACAAGAGAAAAACCUUAUGCUGUUGUUUUGAAAGCGCAUGGUGUCACGCUCUUCGAGCUAGCAAUUCGUCGCUACUUUCAAAACAACAGUUCAAUGCAGUGUUUCAGAAGAUCUGCAGUACUGUUGAAUAUAUACACUAUAAAGGAUAUCUACACAAUGACAUCAAAUCAAAUAACGUUUUAGUCGAGGAACGGGAAGAGCAAUACUGACCUGUUAUCAUCGACUUCGGGAAAAGCUGCCACAAGGACUCUCAAGUCCCACGAGAGAAGCUUUCUUCCGCCGAAUACAUCGCCCCAGAAGUUCGCGUCCCUGGCAGCAGGAACACCAACGCCAGUGAUGUGUUUUCUUUGGGAUUCAUUUCUUUGGGUUUUCACAAGGACUUUGAGGUAGUUAUAAAGGAAGCUACCAAUUUUUCUGCUAGAAGCAGACCAUCAAUUAGAGACCUUAGGUAAAAGAUUAAAAACAUUGUGUAGCCUGGACAAAAUAGAUUUGUAAGAAAGAAAUUCAGCCUGUAUGCUUACUUUAUGCGUAGCUAGCGGUGUUAUUUGGUCUUGGAGUAGUGUGGUUCGGUACUCGUAUAGUUAAGGUUUGGUAAGCCUAUGGUCUUUUCGGUUUUAGAUUUCUCUUUGCCUUUAAUAAAGCAUUGAAAUCGAGAAAAUUGACUAUACUUAUAUAACUGUGUCUGUCGUGAGGGAUACACGGCGAGUACUUCCUUCGCACAUGUAACACUAACCCAGGCACAAACCCCAUCCCUGCUGGCACUAUUUGUAACACAUAUCGUACUCCAGGCUCCGUGACGUUGAAAGAUAUAAACAGUAGUUGUGUUAUACGACCCAGCGUGUGCUGACAGAUUUUAUACACCUUUUGACCACUAAUCCCCUGCUAAGGUGUACUUUUGCACGCCUAAAAUAGGUGUGCAAAACCAUUUCAGACCGGCUAGGGCUCCUCAUGGUAAUAAAAAGAAAGUGUCCUUGAA
Nematostella vectensis (starlet sea anemone) is the source of this 1633-nucleotide messenger RNA. RefSeq names its product serine/threonine-protein kinase ark1-like. The record is from RefSeq and is a predicted model, not a curated record. Gene Ontology annotation, biological process: intracellular signal transduction; protein phosphorylation. Gene Ontology annotation, molecular function: protein serine/threonine kinase activity; ATP binding. NCBI's taxonomy places the organism in Eukaryota, Metazoa, Cnidaria, Anthozoa, Actiniaria, Edwardsiidae.